Anguilla anguilla (European eel) is the source of this 749-nucleotide messenger RNA. RefSeq names its product FAU ubiquitin like and ribosomal protein S30 fusion a (gene faua). Gene Ontology annotation, biological process: translation. Gene Ontology annotation, molecular function: protein binding; structural constituent of ribosome. The transcript is spliced from 5 exons. NCBI's taxonomy places the organism in Eukaryota, Metazoa, Chordata, Actinopteri, Anguilliformes, Anguillidae. Gene Ontology annotation, cellular component: ribosome; cytosolic small ribosomal subunit. The record is from RefSeq and is a predicted model, not a curated record. Bases 93 to 494 code for a protein of 133 amino acids.
CCAUCAUCCCCACGCAUGCACAUGCGCUUAUACGGAACGUAAAAAAGGCCUUUUCGUUUCCGAGCGUGGAGAGAGAUAGCGUGAGACUCAAGAUGCAGCUCUUCGUACGCGGACAGAACACUCACACCCUUCACCUGACGGGCCAGGAGACGGUUGAGGACGUUAAGGCCCAGAUUCAGGCCCUUGAGGGACUUGCAGUGGAAGAUCAGGUACUGCUGCUUUCUGGCACCCCCCUGGAGGAUGGCGCAUUCCUGGAGCACUGUGGGGUGUCUGAGAACUGCACCCUGGAAGUGACUGGCAGGCUUCUGGGAGGUAAGGUCCACGGCUCCUUGGCUCGUGCUGGGAAAGUGCGGGGACAGACACCCAAGGUGGACAAACAGGAGAAGAAGAAGAAGAAGACCGGACGUGCCAAGCGGCGCAUUCAGUACAACCGCCGCUUUGUCAAUGUGGUACCCACAUUUGGCAAGAAGAAGGGCCCCAACGCCAACUCUUAGAACCCUACCAAACCCCCAGUAGAGCAAGGACAUGGAGAAAUGCACGUUGUAGAUUCCUGGAUACUUCAGAUCUGCAAAAGCACAUCCUUUAGCACCAAAUUCAGACUAUGCAUAAAGUCUAAAUCUGGCGUUUGGCUACUGGUUUCUAUUUCUGAUUUUUUCAGCUUGCGAGUAGUUUCAUUUGAGGAUGUGAAUGUAAACCUGAUCAGGUCUCUACUGUAAGAAUCAAAAUAAAGUGCAUACUUAUGUUCUCAA